UGAUCACAUCAAACUCGGAACGAGUUGAAGUCAAAAUUGUUCACGCUCCUCACCGGGACCUUGUUGGUCGCCCAACUCCUCUCCCAUGGCAAGCGACCGUCUCCCACCGUACCGAGAUGCGACGCAGCCGGUGGAGGUGCGAGUUCGGGACCUGCUCUCCCGCAUGACCCUCGAGGAGAAGGCCGCCCAGAUGGCCCAGAUCGAGCGACGCGUCGCCUCCCCUGAUACUUUAACCGGCCUACCGGUCGGGAGCGUCCUUAGCGCCGGCGGAAGCGGCCCUGCCGAGCGCGCCUCCGCCCGCCAGUGGGCUGACAUGGUCGAUCGCAUGCAGCGGUGGGCGCUGGCCUCCCGCCUCGGCAUCCCGAUUCUCUACGGCAUCGACGCUGUCCACGGCCACAACAACAUCUAUGGCGCCACCAUCUUCCCCCACAACGUCGGCCUCGGCGCCACCAGAGAUAGCGACCUCGCUCGUAGAAUCGGGGAGGCGACUGCCCUGGAGGUGAGAGCCACCGGAAUUCACUGGACUUUUGCCCCUUGUGUAGCAGUGUGCCGAGAUGUGAGGUGGGGAAGAUGCUAUGAAUGCUUCAGUGAGGACACGGAGAUUGUGCGGACUAUGACUUCAAUUGUCUCUGGUUUGCAGGGGCCACCUCCCCAAGAUCACUUUCCAGGUCAUCCUUAUCUUGCUGGGAGGAAGAAUGUCAUUGCCUGUGCUAAACAUUUUGUUGGGGAUGGUGGAACACACAAAGGAAUUAAUGAAGGGAAUACAAUUUGUACAUACAAUGAAUUGGAGGAAAUUCAUAUGAAGCCUUAUCUAGAUUGUCUUGCACAAGGGGUGUCCACAAUUAUGGCCUCCUAUACAAGUUGGAAUGGGAGUCCGUUGCAUUCAAAUUAUCAUCUCAUAACAGACGUUCUCAAGGGCAAGCUGGGUUUCAAGGGUUUUGUAGUAUCAGAUUGGGAAGGAAUAGAUAGGCUAUGUCACCCACAAGGAUCGAAUUACCGUUAUUGCGUUCUUGCAUCAAUUAAUGCUGGGAUUGACAUGAUUAUGGUGCCCUUCAAUUAUCAGAAGUUUCUAGAAGAUUUGAUAUUUCUUGUGGAAUCAGGGAGAAUAUCUACCUCAAGGAUUGAUGAUGCCGUAGAACGGAUCUUACGAGUAAAAUUUGUCUCUGGACUGUUUGAGCAUCCUUUCUCAGACAGUUCCCUGUUAGAUGUCAUUGGCUGUGAGGAACAUCGACUUCUUGCGCGUGAAGCAGUUAGAAAAUCUGUAGUUUUAUUGAAAAAUGGAAAGGAUAAGAAGAAACCCUUACUUCCAUUAGAUAAAAAGGCCAGAAGAAUCCUUGUUGCUGGAAGCCAUGCAGAUGAUAUUGGAAAUCAGUGUGGCGGAUGGAGCAUAACAUGGCAUGGAGACAGUGGAAGAAUAACAAUUGGCACAACUAUAUUGGAAGCAAUUAGAGAAGCAACAGCAAACGAAACAGAAGUUAUAUAUGAGCAAUCCCCUUCAGAAGCCACUUUCUCUAACCAGGACUACUCUUAUGCAGUAGUUGUUAUUGGGGAGGAACCUUAUGCUGAGUUCUUAGGCGAUAGGACAACACUCGACAUACCUUUUGGUGGUGCCGAUGUAGUUUCUUUAGUCGCUAGCAGAGUGCCAACUGUACUGGUUUUGAUAUCCGGUAGGCCAUUGUAUCUUGAACCAUCAUUGUUGGAGAAGAUUGAUGCUCUGGUGGCAGCUUGGUUACCUGGAACUGAGGCAGGCGGAAUUGCUGACGUCCUAUUUGGGGACCAUGAUUUUGAGGGUGUGCUGCCAGUGACUUGGUUUAAAUCAGUGGAUCAGUUGCCAAUGAAUGUUGGGCAUCCGGCAUACGAUCCUCUAUUUCCAUUGGGAUAUGGAUUGAAGAUGAAUUUAGAGAAGACGAAGUGAUGGAGUGAAGUUCUUGCUGAGGCCAACUGGAUCUUGAUCAGUUCUAGCAGCAAGGUUCUGUCAUCUUUUGUGUGUUUCUGUAUGCUUCGAUUCAUAACAUCUAUACUUGCAUAAAUAUUGAUCCUUGAAUUAUUUGUUGAUCUAAUAAUUUUAUAAUUUGA
Molecule: messenger RNA, 2076 nt
Organism: Zingiber officinale
Lineage: Eukaryota; Viridiplantae; Streptophyta; Magnoliopsida; Zingiberales; Zingiberaceae
Product: beta-glucosidase BoGH3B-like
Exons: 8
Coding region: 86-1915 (609 amino acids)
Biological process (GO): glucan catabolic process
Molecular function (GO): beta-glucosidase activity
Source: RefSeq, a predicted model, not a curated record